AUGGAAUGGUGGGGAAAAGUGAUUAAAAGAACGAUCUUUGAGAAUCCCCCAUGCACAUCAAAUGAUCGGAUCUCGGAAAUGUGUAAAGCCCUCUUUGCUCACUAUGAGAAUCCAGCUGAAUGGAAAAUUGUUGACGAAGAGACGAUUCCCAUUCUGGAGCGUCUCCGUUUAAAGGGAAUCCACACGGCUGUCAUCUCGAAUUUCGAUUUUCGUCUUAAGAAAUUGCUUGAUGAUUUCCACUUGUCUUCCCUCCUCGAAUUGGUCGUUUUGAGUGGUGAAGUGGGCAUCGAAAAGCCUAAUUCACGAAUUUUCGAACUUGUCACCGAUCAUUUCCACCUCAAAUCACCCAAACAUUUGCUGCAUAUCGGUGAUCACCUGCAAAAAGAUUUCCACGGAGCGAGGAAUUUCGGAGCAAAAUCCCUCCUUUUCGAUCCGAAGAAUCGACAAAAUGAUAGCGAAUUCUCGCCAGCCGAAAAGAUCACAAAAAUAGCCGAGAUUUUGACUCAUGUAGAA
This is a messenger RNA of Mesorhabditis belari, 513 nucleotides long. The record is from the annotation of a GenBank genome assembly. NCBI's taxonomy places the organism in Eukaryota, Metazoa, Nematoda, Chromadorea, Rhabditida, Rhabditidae.